CCAAUUCGUCAGACUGUCAUAUUAAUUGCCUGUUAUUGUUUUUCACACAAUUAUUAAUUUUCUUCAAAUUUAUUUAUAAGGUAAUAAAACAGUUUAGUAUAAUGUCUGUUACGAAAGGUAAAGAUAACAAACCCGAGCCUAUCGCUUAUAGCGAAGCAGCGUUAAGGAACAAUGCAGUUGUAGUAGAAUACUGUAGAACAUCCAUGGCAGCUUUAUCAGGAUCCACUGCAGGUGUCCUUGGUUUAACAGGAUUAUAUGGAUUCGCCUUCUAUGUUUUUGCUGUGGUUAGCUUAUGGGUCAUGUUUAUGUUGAAGACUGGACCAAAUUGGCAUAAAUAUUACAUAUCCAGGCAAAGUUUGCUCACAAAUGGAUUCUUUGGUGCACUCUUCACUUAUGUACUCUUCUGGACAUUUAUUUAUGGAAUGGUUCAUGUAUAUUAAGCACAAAUAGGUAUAAAAUAUUAGGUAUUAAUAAUUAUUUGAAAUUGUUAAUUGAUGGUAUUUGUUGAGAUAUGUAUGUUGACAUGGUAUUUAAAAUACACAUAUGGGCACUGUAAACUGAUUUUAAAUAAAAUGCUAAUCUAAAACAGUAAAGACAAAUAGAAAUAUAUAAAUUUGAGUUCUUUUUCACUAUAGAAUAUGUUUUAUAUAAUAGUUAUAUGCAUAUGGCUUUUCUGCAGAUUAGGUAUAUUUCCAAUGAAGGAUCUGCCUUUCCUUUCUUUUAAUAGGUACAUUAUUUUUAAUGAAAAUUUAUCAUUGUUAUCACAUUUUUACAUUUAAAACAUUACCUAGUAUUGUGCUAUUAUAGCAAUAGUACAUUUUAUGUCCGCUAGAUGGCAUUGUAUAUAGGAAUUCAAGUGGAAUACUGAAAAUGUAAUGCAGAAUGAUAAAGAAAUUUUGUAAACCGAAGAAUCUUAUUUACAAAAACUGUUUAAGUUAAAAAUAUAUUAAACCAUGCUUUUUACACACAUACAUGUGUUCACAAGAAAUUAAAAUAUAAAAAGAAUACCAAUAUAAGAUAUACCGAAACAGACCAAUAUACUGAUGAUAGGUUUGAGGUCUCUAAUGUUUUUUUUUUUUUUAUUUUCUGUUUUCGGACUGUUGAUUAUAUGGUCAAGUAGUCUUAGAUAGGUGAUUUAUGACAGUUUUACCAAAUCUGAUUGUUAAAAUAAGUUUUUAUUUUAUGGCCUCAAAGAAUAAUAAAAUUCUUUGAACAUUUAAAAUGUAAAAAAUCCUUGAUUUAAAAUGGUUUUGUUUACUAAUUCUUUUAUCAUUAUUUGUAAAUUAAAUUGAUAUACAUAUUUCAGAGUAUCUUGUAUUUUAGAAACCUUAAUGGAUUCCCUCAUAUACUGGGCUUUUUUAAUUCCCUUGCUACAUGUGUAUAAAAGUACUAAGCAUUUAUUGUUAUAAGUCAACUGUUAUUUAUAUAUAAUAUAAUUAUACUAUAUAA
Galleria mellonella (greater wax moth) is the source of this 1449-nucleotide messenger RNA. RefSeq names its product ER membrane protein complex subunit 6 (gene EMC6). Gene Ontology annotation, biological process: autophagosome assembly; protein folding in endoplasmic reticulum. Gene Ontology annotation, cellular component: EMC complex; membrane; endoplasmic reticulum. Bases 102 to 440 code for a protein of 112 amino acids. NCBI's taxonomy places the organism in Eukaryota, Metazoa, Arthropoda, Insecta, Lepidoptera, Pyralidae. The record is from RefSeq and is a predicted model, not a curated record. The transcript has 2 exons.